Molecule: messenger RNA, 2030 nt
Organism: Pyricularia oryzae 70-15
Lineage: Eukaryota; Fungi; Ascomycota; Sordariomycetes; Magnaporthales; Pyriculariaceae
Exons: 2
Coding region: 101-1336 (411 amino acids)
Biological process (GO): maturation of SSU-rRNA from tricistronic rRNA transcript (SSU-rRNA, 5.8S rRNA, LSU-rRNA)
Cellular component (GO): Pwp2p-containing subcomplex of 90S preribosome; small-subunit processome
Molecular function (GO): protein binding; snoRNA binding
Source: RefSeq, a predicted model, not a curated record
CGCUCCCAUGCCCAGAGCUAGUAAGAAGCGAUCGUCAACUGCAUGCUCACUCUUCCUCUGUCAACGGAAAUUUUGGGGAGAUUGACAGACUUGCAAAACAAUGGCCGGAGUGGCAGACAAAGCGCGCUUCUUCCUGGAGCAGGCCGUGCCUCAGCUGCGCGAGUUUGAGGACAAGGAGAUUUUCACCAGGGACGAGAUCCGCAACUUGGUCCGCAAACGAACCGACUUUGAGCACCGAAUCCUUGCGCCCGGUUCCAAAGCCCCAGACUUCCUCGCAUACGCCGACUGGGAGCGCGGCCUCGAAACCCUCCGCGCCCGGCGCUGCGCCCGGCUGGGCAUACGGCAGCUGACGCACCAGCAUGCCGGCGUCGGGCGCCUGGGCCAGAUCCACGAGCGCGGCGUGAACCGCGACCCGGGCUCCGUCCACAUGUGGCGGAGCUACCUCGAGCACCUCUCCCAGCAAGGGGCCGCCAAGCGCUGGAGGCGCGUGGCCACCCGCGCCCUCAGGCUGCACCCCCAGGACGCCGAACUCUGGACCCUGGUUGGGAGGCGCUCCGCCGCUAACGGGGACAUGGACGGCGCGAGGGCCUACUUCCUGCGCGGCUGUCGCUUCUGCACCAAGAGCGUCUUCAUCUGGGUCGAGUAUGCCCGCGUCGAGAUGGAGUGGCUGGCCAAGGUUGAGAGUAGGGGCAAGGGCAAGAAGGCGCUGGCGGCUCUCCGGAAGGAGCAGUCGGCCGACGACAGUGACCAGAUCAAGCUCAAGGACGACAGCGACGAGUCCGACGAUGAUGACGACGGAAACAUGAUACCCGACAGAGAAAUGGCUGCUGCAAAGGCACUGGAGAGGCAACAAGCGCCCAAGCUUGUCGACGAAGAAGCGGUCGAGAAACUGGAAAAGAGCCCCGCCCUGGGAGGCGCAAUACCACGCGCCAUUUUCGACAUUGCGACCAAGCAAAAGUUCUUCGAGGCUACCUCUGCGGAAGCCUUCUUCAACAUGUUUUCUCGUUUCAUAUUCACAGUUGAACCAUGUGCAGACCUGAUACAACACGUCUUGGACACGAUGAUGAAAUCCUUUGAAAGGCAUCCCGCCACUUGGGAUUGUUACAUCCGCCAGCCUCUGCUCCCAGUUCAAGAUUUUACAACUGCUGAUUUCCCGAGGGCUCUGAGAGAAUCGUUGGGAAGGCUUACGAAAGGCUUAGAAGCAACGGACCGCAAGUCCGAACUUGCUGGAAAGACACUGUCUUGGGUCGUCUCACUGUUGUCAAAACAAGGACUGGAUCAGAGUAUCGAGACGGUUCUCGAGAUGACCAAGAAGAAAAUGGAGUCAUUACUUUAGCCUGCAGAGCUACUUUAUUCAUAAUGAAGCAUGAUCCAGUUUCAAAACCAAAAUCGUUUUAGCGAGCCGAUCUUGACGAUUAACCACGUCUCGCGUAAGAUCUUGUGCAAAAGCCAUUUGAAAUACCUGGCUUUCAAUAUUCAUAGCCUGGUUUUGCAAGUAUGAGCCAUCCAGUGUAGCUAACAGCUAGCUAGGUAGGUACCUACAUAGACAGGUACGGAGGACCUAAGAAAUCAAAGUUAUUGACAAAAAAAAAAAAAAAAAAAAAAAAAGAGAACAGAAAAAGAAAAAGACACGUUAUCAUGCAACUGCAAUUUGAUGGAUGGUGCUAUGCCACAACUGGAUCAUCGAUCCGAUCAUUUUGUUCUCCUUCCGUUUCUUUCGGAGGCUUGAACUUUCUUUAGGUUCCAUAGUGGAAUAACCAGGUCUUUCCAAAGUGAGAGGAUGGAGUGAAGAGAUGUUAACGCCGUCUGCUCAGAGGUUUACAUUGAGUUUUUUUCUUGUUUUUGUUUCUUUCCAAGCGCAUCAAGGGUGACACGACUGAUUCUGAACUGUUCAAAUGUAGAUUUCAAAUUGAUCAAGUAGAUAUCAGCUAGCCUCUUUUCUUCACUUCGAUGCUCUCAAUCAGGUCGCCUCCUAUCCGCGCUAUUUCGGACAAAAUAGCGUCUCGGUUAACCUCAACUAGAUCAUCGCC